AGACGAUAGAAGCUGGAAGGUCGGUCUUAACUGUUGUUCCACACAAGUGGAUAAAAAACAAACUUUUAUUUUGGCCACCAAAAAACGUGAAAAAUCUGAUAAAGGAUGUCAAUUCUACUCCAGACAUUACGUGGAAUAAAAUAAUAUGUCGCAUCAAAAGAAAUUAUUAUAAAAAUCGCAUUGCAGCUGAAACUGAACUUUUAGAAAUGUCGGGAGGUUCGGCAACGUCUUCAACUGAUUCCGAGGUUUUAGGAGAAAUGAAAGAAAAAAAUAAAGUAAGAAACACAAAAAAGGUCACUAGUCAACAAAAUUUUGAAACUUUGUUUGCAUCAUCAUCGUCAAAAUUUUGUUCGUUUCAACCAAUCAUACCGGAAGAAACUCCUGAGCCUGUUGUUGAAAGCGAAAAUAUAAUUUUGGAAACCAAUUUUUCGGAUGAGGCAAUUAUUUCUCCUGAAGCAAUUGCAAAUGCGCAGUUUUUAAAUGUCAUCGAACAGCCUUUGAUUGGAGAAGAAAGUAAAAACGACAUUAUUAACAAGUUGAAUGACAUUCAGCAAAAAUUUAAUCAGUUUAAAAAUGAUAUAACAGAGUGCGUAAAAGAUAUGUUGGUGAAGGCAGUUGCGGCAAUUAAAUCAGAUUUUGAUGCCAAAUUAUUGUCAGCAAUGCAGAAUUUUAAAAACAAUCAUCAGGAUGAUGACAAUAUUCAAUUUGAAUUUCAUGCCGUUUCAACCUCACAGGAGUUAAGUCAAUUAGAGGAAAAUCUCAAAGAUCCAAAUUAUGAAAAGAAAGUGGAAGUUAUAUUAUUUCAGUUUUCAUUUAAUCCUUUAAAUUUAAUGUUGAUAUUGUUUUCUAGAGAAAUUAUUUUAAAAAAAUUAUUGGUAAUAUUCCUGAUACUAGUAAUGGUUUGGAUACCUGCUAUAUAGUAUUGUAGAUUAUUUUUUUGAGAAAAAAAUUAUGGUGCAGUGUUCGUGGACGGGAGGAAGUAGAAGCAACACUGAAAAAUGUUGUAUUAAAAAUUGCAAAAAUAUUUUAGAAGUGUUUUUUACAAUAGUCCAAAGUUCCAAUAAAGAUUUUUCGAAGGCAUUGUUGAAAAAAUUUAUAAUUGGAAUUACAAGAAAUGCAAAGAAGCGUAGUUUAACUGGAGGCAUCCGCCAAUCUUCAAUACAGAGAAGAAAAAAAUCAAUGGUUAAAAAGCAACGUGUAAGUGGAAACAGAAAAGG
Diabrotica virgifera virgifera (western corn rootworm) is the source of this 1217-nucleotide messenger RNA. RefSeq lists its product as uncharacterized. NCBI's taxonomy places the organism in Eukaryota, Metazoa, Arthropoda, Insecta, Coleoptera, Chrysomelidae. The transcript is spliced from 2 exons. Bases 207 to 920 code for a protein of 237 amino acids. The record is from RefSeq and is a predicted model, not a curated record.